AUGGCGCCUCCCAAGUUUCUCGGCCUGUCAGGGCGGCCACUCUCCCUCCUCGUGUCUACCAUCGCGACCACGGGUUUCCUGCUGUUCGGAUAUGAUCAAGGUGUCAUGAGCGGUAUCAUCACCGCAGUCCCUUUCAAUGACAUGUUCACGCCAACCAAGAACAACAGUACCAUGCAAGGGUUCACCACCGCCAUCUACGAGAUUGGAUGUCUGUUUGGUGCCAUGUUCGUGCUCGGAGUCGGCGAUCUGCUCGGUCGUCGCCGCGUUAUCAUCGUGGGCGGUCUCGUCAUGGCCGUCGGUGUGAUCAUUCAGAUCACUUCUAUGCACACCAGUUCUUCCCCGUUCGCGCAGUUCAUCGUCGGCCGUAUCGUCAUGGGUGUCGGCAACGGCAUGAACACGUCCACCAUCCCCACGUACCAGGCCGAGUGUUCCCGCACCACCAACCGUGGGCUGCUCAUCUGUAUCGAGGGCGGUGUCAUCGCGUUCGGCACCUGUAUAGCUUACUGGAUCGACUACGGCGCAAGCUACGGGCCGGACGACCUGACCUGGCGCUUCCCCAUCGCCUUCCAGAUCGUCUUUGCGCUCAUCAUCUCCAUCCCCAUGUGGUUCCUGCCCGAGUCCCCGCGUUGGCUGCUGACCCACGAGCGCUACGAGGAGGCCGACAUCGUUAUUGCCGCGCUUCGUGGCUACGAGCUGGAAAGCACCGAGACGGCACUCGAGCGCGAUGUCAUUGUCGACUCGAUCCGCGCUUCAGGUGGUUUCUCCAAGUCGACGCCCUACAGCACGCUCUUCACCAAUGGCAAGACACAGCACUUCCGAAGGAUGCUGCUUGGCGCGUCGUCGCAGCUCAUGCAGCAGAUUGGCGGGUGCAACGCUGUCAUCUACUACUUCCCUAUUCUCUUCGAGGAGUCCAUUAUGCCCGGUAACCGGAAUCUGUCUCUCAUCCUCGGUGGUGUUAACAUGAUCGUGUACUCCAUCUUCGCCACUGUGUCCUGGUUCAUCAUCGAGCGCGUGGGACGCAGAAAGCUGUUCUUGUACGGCACUAUCGGUCAGAUGACCUCGAUGAUCAUCACCUUCGCCUGCCUGAUCCCAGGCACUCAAACUGCGGCCAAGGGCGCCGCCGUGGGCCUGUUCACGUACAUCGCCAGCUUUGGCGCCAGUUGGCUGCCCCUGCCGUGGCUGUACCCGGCCGAGGUCAACCCCAUCAAGACGCGCGCCAAGGCCAACGCGGUGUCGACCUGCACCAACUGGCUGUUCAACUUCCUGAUCGUGAUGGUGACGCCCAUCAUGAUCUCCAACAUCGGCUGGGGCACGUAUCUCUUCUUCGCGGUGGUCAACGCCUGCUUCCUGCCCGUCAUCUGGUUCUUCUACCCGGAGACGGCGCGCCGUUCGCUCGAGGAGAUCGACAUCAUCUUCGCCAAGGGCAGCGUCGAGAACAUGUCGUACGUCAAGGCCGCCGAGCAGCUGCCCUACCUGACCGACGAGGAGGUCGAGCGCGAGGCCAUGCGCUACGGCCUCAUCGAGACCGUCGACCGCGUCCACCAGGCGCACCACCUCGCCGACCCCGAGAAGACCGCUGCCGGCCGCAAGUCGUCCGAUUCGGAGAAGGCGUACGCCGUGCAGAACCGGAGCGGCAACAGCUCCGACGACGCCGAUGCCGCCGCGAGCGGCGUCAGCACUCACUAA
Molecule: messenger RNA, 1686 nt
Organism: Diaporthe amygdali
Lineage: Eukaryota; Fungi; Ascomycota; Sordariomycetes; Diaporthales; Diaporthaceae
Product: sugar transporter stl1
Exons: 2
Coding region: 1-1686 (561 amino acids)
Biological process (GO): carbohydrate transport; transmembrane transport
Cellular component (GO): membrane
Molecular function (GO): carbohydrate:proton symporter activity
Source: RefSeq, a predicted model, not a curated record